CAUAACUUUUUCUCCAGAAGGGAGAGAGCGAGCUGUGCAACGCCAUGAGGAAAGAAUGACAGAGCGCCACAGAGACGAGAAGCAAGACAAAGACUCACUCCCAACCAAAACAAGUCCUGGACUGACAAAGAAUUUAUGUUCUACUCCUGCCUGUUUUCAUUUUCUUUGAAUUCCUCCCUCUGAUGUUUAGUGGUGUUUGGUUUUGUUAACACACAAAAUCCCUAUCCUCCCCUUUUUGCCCCUUCCUCCUCCUCCCACUCCUCCUCUUCUUCCUCCUGCUGUGGAAUUCAAUGUCUUAGGAGACACUAGUCUCUCCUGCUGUUCUGCUCUGUGGUGAGUCUGCAGGGCGAAAGCUCUCAUCGAGGAAUUCAACAGGAGCUGCAGACGCAAAGAAGGAGCUGGUUUCAUUCUCCAGCCCAGGAGGUGCAAGCCGUGCAGUCUGAGGCCUCACCUGCCUUUCUUCAUCCUCCUCCCCCCAUAUCCUGUCUGAGCUUUGCACCUGUUGUGACUCGUCAGCCAGGUGAAGGGGAUCCUCUGGCCGUUACGCUGUUGUUUCAGCUGACCAUAGCUGCAGGGCAAUUAGGAACACAGUCACUCAUUUGACUGGAUUGUUGCUUUGCUCUCUAUCGCUCUCAGUCUCUCUCUCUAUCCCACCUCCCUCUCCUCCCUGCCUAUCCCUACCCCCUCCCACUUCAUCUAGCCCAGUCUGAGUCUGGUUGACACUGUGGCUGUGAGUGGAGCUGCAGAAAUUUCCUUACUGGAGCAAAAGUUUGGAUCACAUUGCAAGGACAUAGGUAAGAAAGGGUGAAAAAGAAUUUGUCUUGUGGAUUCAGCAUUGGACGGCUGAGACAGAAAACUCCAAACCAAAGGAUUCUGCAGUUGGAAGAGCAGCAGGUAUGAAAAGCCAGACUGCGGUUGUGUGUUUGGCUAUGCUGGCCUUGUGCUGCCUGCUGAUCCCCAGAGGAGGGGAGAGUGCUGGGGGGAUUGUUUCUCUCCGGCAGACUGAAGAGGAGAAGCAAGCAGGGGAUGAGCUGCGAGAUGAGUCCCUGGAUGACCCAGAAAGUGAGCAGGAACUCGUAGUGGACCCACUGAGAAGCAGGGACAAGAGAGACACAGAGGAGGCUGCACAGGCAGGUGUUUUGGGAAGGGUGAAAAGAGCACCUGACGAGGGCAAAAAGAAGAAGAAGGACAAGAAGAAGAACAAAGAGCCAAAAGACCCCAAAGCAACCAAGAAGCCCAAAUCCGACAAGAAGGGAAAGAAGAAGGACAAGCAGACAACCACAACUCCACCACCAACCACAACAGCGAUCCCGACUGAACCGCCCACUGAACCACCCACUGAACCUGAGGUAUACACUGACUACCCCUAUCCUGAUGUUGACGAUUACUGGAAACCAGACGAUGACUACUGGGAUGAGCCCACACCAGCCAGGCCUCAGCCCAAGGCUCCGAGCACAGAUCCUCCAUACGACUACUGGAAGCCCGAGGAGGAAGAUCCAGCUGCUCCAGUGACAGACAACUACGAUGAUUACUGGAGACCAGAGAGCAAACAGCCCUCCACGCCAGCACCUGAUGCCUACGAUGACUACUGGACGCCAGACGACAAGGACGUUUAUGCUCCUGUGACUGAUAACUAUGACAUCUACUGGAAAGAGGUGGAGCCAACGCCCCCUGCCCCUGAGGUUGAUGGGAAGGCCGGGACAGAUGAUGAUUACUGGGACGCCACAUUUGAAGUGCCAGAAAAUCUUCCAUUCCCUGAUGGUAAAGAGAUCGACCCUGAUAUCAGAGUAGAAACUCUACCAGAGGAGCCCACAGCCACUCCUCCCUAUGAGGGGACGUGGUAUGAUGAUUACGACGAAUAUGGAAGGAGGAAAGAGUCAGAGGACAAAUGGAUGGAGAAGGAGAGAGAGAGAGCAGCAAAAGAAAGAGAGAGGGAAGAGAAAGAGCGAGCACAGAAACUGAAGGAGGCAGAAGAGCGGGCCAAGAACAGACCACGUGUCUAUAAGGAGCCAAAGAAGUGUCCUCCCUUGGGGAUGGAGUCCCAUAAGAUCGAGGCAGACCAGCUUUCAGCCUCCUCUAUGUCUCAGUAUAUCUUUGCACCUCAGAGGGCGCGCCUCAACAUGCAGGGCUCAGAUGAUGAGGAUAACAUGAGAGGGGGAGCGUGGUGUGCAAACUCCGAGGACAGGACCCACUGGUUUGAGAUUGAUGCUCGCAAGGAGACAGAGUUCACUGGAGUCAUAACACAAGGACGAGACUCCUCGGUCGACAAUGAUUUCGUGAUGUCCUACUUCCUGGCGUUCAGCAAUGACAGCCGAGAAUGGACCACCAUCCAUGAUGGAUAUGCUGACUGGCUGUUCUUUGGAAACAGUGAUAAAGACACUCCAGUAAUGAACCAGCUGGCAGAGCCCGUGCUGGCCCGCUACAUACGAAUCAUCCCUCAGAGCUGGAACGGCACUCUGUGUAUGAGGCUGGAGGUCCUCGGUUGCCCCCUGCCUGAUCCAGUGGAUCUUCACUACAGGCAAAACGAAGUGACUCCAGUUGAUUACUUGAAGUUCACACAUCACAGCUAUUCAGAUAUGGUUACACUUAUGAAGUCAGUAAAUGCAGAGUGUCCCAACAUCACCCACAUCUACAGCCUGGGCCAAAGCACCAAGGGACUGGAUAUCCUGGCCAUGAUCAUCUCAGGCAACCCCACAGAGCAUGAAAUAGGUGAGCCAGAGAUACGCUUCACGGCAGGUCUCCACGGAAAUGAGGCAGUAGGUCGGGAGAUGAUUCUGCUUCUUAUGCAGUACCUGUGCAAAGAAUACAAAGACAGAAACCCCAGAGCCCAGCGGCUGAUAGAGGCAAUUCGCAUCCACCUGGUGCCAUCGCUCAACCCUGAUGGGCAUGUGGAAGCUUUUGAAGCGGGAUCAGAGCUGAGUGGAUGGACCACAGGACACUUCACUGAGGGCGGCUUUGACAUCUUCCAGAACUUUCCUGAUCUGAACAGUAUCCUGUGGGAUGCUGAAGAUAAGGGCAUGGUGCCCAAACUCACACCCAAUCACCACGUGCCCAUACCAGAGAGCUUUGACACUAACGGCUCGAUUGCUGUGGAAACCAGGGCCAUAAUCUCAUGGAUGAAAAGCUAUCCAUUUGUGUUAGGUGCAAACUUCCAGGGCGGGGAGACAAUUGUAGCCUACCCUUAUGACAGCUUACGUCUCAACAAGGCUGCUGCUGAGAGCCAGAAACCCCAUAGCCGCAAGAAGAGACAGUAUGAAGAGGAAGGUUUUGAUGUGACAGAGUGGGGGCGGGGCUACCAUGAGGAGCCAGAUGAAGACUGGAGAGGACGGGGAUAUGGAGAGCCGGAAGAGGAAAGGAGGGGCUAUGACCACGGUUACGACCAUGGCUACGACCACCACCACCAAGGUUACAACCAAGGUUACAACCAAGGUUACAGCCAAGGUUACGACCAUGGCUAUGACCACAACCAAGGUUACGAUCACGGCUACGACCACAACCAAGGUUACGGCCACAGAGAGGAUGAAGAGGAUGAUAGAGGAAGAAGUGCUGGGUACCAGUACGCUGAGCCCGAAGAUGAGCCUCGGGUGAUCGCAGACGAGUCCCUCUUCAGGUGGCUGGCUGUCUCCUACGCCUCCACACACCUGACCAUGACACACAGCUACCAUGGCUCCUGCCAUGGAGACUCCUCUGCCGGGAUGCACGGCAUUGUCAACCGGGCCAAAUGGAAGCCAAUCACAGGAAGUAUGAAUGAUUUCAGCUACCUGCACACCAACUGUUUUGAGUUGUCUAUAUUCCUGGGAUGUGAUAAGUUCCCUCAUGAGAGUGAGUUGGCAUACGAGUGGGAGAAGAACAGAGAAGCAAUGCUCAUCUUCAUGGAGCAGGUGCACCGCGGCAUCAGAGGCAUCGUGAAGGAUCAGCAGGGGAAUCCCAUUGCAAACGCUACUAUUUCUGUAGAGGGGAUAAACCAUGAUGUCACCACAGCACCAACAGGGGACUACUGGCGGCUGCUUAACCCGGGUGAGUACCGUGUGACGGCUCGAGCUGAGGGUUUCUCCCCUGUGACCAAACUGUGUGUGGUGGGGUACCAGUCAGGAGCCACUGCCUGCAGCUUCAACUUGGCCAAGUCCAACUGGGACCGCAUUAAACAGAUUAUGGCCCUCCAUGGCAACAAGCCAAUUCGACUUAGCUACAGCAACAACAGAGUACAGUACCCCGCAGUUUCUAAUGGCAACAGGCGCGUGUUCAACGGCAACACUGGGUAUUCAGGGAAUUCACAAAUCAGCUCUGAACGGCAGAGGAGGCUCCGGAUAGCACGUCUCCGUCGCCUUCGACAACAGAGAUUACUUAGGUUAAGAUCAACGACGACGUUACCCCCGACGACAACAACCACUAUUCCCACAACACCAGAGACCACCACAUCCUGGUACGACUCAUGGCUCAUAGGAGAGGGUCAGUCAUCGACGCCUGGCGGUUUCACAGACUCCAUCCUGGACUAUAACUAUGAGUACAAGAUCGAUGACUAUUAAACUUGAGACACACGGCCCCCCGAUUCCUUAAAUAUGAAACUCUCCUACAAGUAGUUCUCAUUGCCAUGUUGUACUCUGUGCAGGCUGAAGGAGAAUAAAACGAGGAAUCCUGUCUUUGUACAACAUACAAUGGGAACGUACAGAAUAUUAACUACAUUAAUUGUAUAAAGAUAGUGUAUCUGUUACCUAACAAAACACCUCUCCACAGAAAUGGACCUUGGUAAUUAAUAGUAUUUCAGUUUGACACCUCACACUGCAUUUUUCACUUGUCAUUCAGUCUUUUUGCUUCAGAAAUAGAUGUUUAUUGUGGGUUCACAUUAAAAAAGUAAUGAUCUUUUCUUUGCUUCACCAGAGUUGAAUUAUUUACACAGUCUUCAUCCAUGACAGAAAUAUUUUUUACAGUAUGAACAAUCAAUAAAGGUUUAAAAAGCAUUUGUUCGUAGUUGGUAACAGAAUCAGAGGAGGGAGAGGGGCUUUUGUCAUGUUGCCUCAGACAGCUGGAGUAGUUAUUUUUCAAAUAAAGGCUUGUUAAUACAAAA
Molecule: messenger RNA, 5065 nt
Organism: Plectropomus leopardus (leopard coralgrouper)
Lineage: Eukaryota; Metazoa; Chordata; Actinopteri; Perciformes; Serranidae
Gene: aebp1b
Product: AE binding protein 1b
Biological process (GO): regulation of DNA-templated transcription; peptide metabolic process; protein processing
Molecular function (GO): DNA-binding transcription repressor activity, RNA polymerase II-specific; zinc ion binding; RNA polymerase II transcription regulatory region sequence-specific DNA binding
Source: RefSeq, a predicted model, not a curated record